Messenger RNA from Tripterygium wilfordii, 1840 nucleotides. Its product is annotated as cytochrome P450 71A1-like. NCBI's taxonomy places the organism in Eukaryota, Viridiplantae, Streptophyta, Magnoliopsida, Celastrales, Celastraceae. Gene Ontology annotation, molecular function: oxidoreductase activity, acting on paired donors, with incorporation or reduction of molecular oxygen; heme binding; monooxygenase activity. Bases 118 to 1644 code for a protein of 508 amino acids. The transcript has 2 exons. The record is from RefSeq and is a predicted model, not a curated record.
AGGUACCUACCUCUCUAUAAAUAACAGCUUCUCUUCUUUCAGCCACCCAAAACAAAGAAAAGAAAAGAAAAGAAAGAGCGUCACAUCGAUACUUCUCUUCUCUUACUCUUACAGGAGAUGGAUCUUGUUAUGUUAAUGCAUAAAUCAAAUCAAUUUUAUGCCAUCACUGUCUCUUUGUUUCUCUGUUCUUUCCUCUACUUGUUAAAGCUCUCUCUCUUUAGAGCCAAAAAACUCAAGCUACCACCAUCACCACCAAAGUUACCAAUCAUUGGAAAUCUCCACCAACUAGUCUCACAGCCUCAUCAAUGUCUUAGAGCCCUCUCUAACAAGUAUGGCCCUGUAAUGCUCUUUCACUUUGGAACCACUCCAACCAUCAUAGUUUCAUCUGCAGAGAUAGUCUCCGAGAUCAUUAAAACCGACGGUCCGGUUUUCUCCAACAGACCCCAAACAAAGGGUUUGAAUGAUAUCUUUUAUGGUUGCACAGACUUGGCAUUCACUUCAUAUGGUGAUUACUGGACACAGGUCAAGAAGAGUUGCUUACUUCAUCUUCUGAACCAAAAGAAGGUGCAGUGUUUUGAGCUGGCAAGGGGAGAUACUGCUGCAGACAUGGUUGAAAAGAUUCGGGAUUCGUGUCGUUCUGGAGCUGCAAUCAAUCUGAGUGAGAUGUUUCGUACUGCAGCAAGCAACAUGGUUUCGAGGGCUGUUUUCGGUCAAGUUUAUGAGAGAGAAGAUGGUUGUGAGAGUAUUGCAGAAUUGUCAAAGAAGGGAGUGAAUCUUUUAGGAGAUUUCUGCUUUGAAGAUGCGAUUCCCUUUCUGGGUUGGAUGGAUGGUUUAACCGGUUUCAGAGCAAGAUUGAAGAAAACCUCGAAAGAUAUAAACGAUUUCCUGGAUCGAGUGAUUGAAGAACAUCUGAAGAAAAAGAAUGAAAAAUCUGAGACCAAAGAAUUUGUGGAUAUUCUACUUGAUCUUCAGAAGGAUCAUGACAUGAGAAAAACUACAGAUUUCAAUCGCGACAAUGUUAAGGCGACCAUUGCGGACAUGUUUCUUGCUGGGAGCGAUACAGUCGCUCUAGUGCUGGAAUGGACGAUGACAGAGCUGAUGAAGAAUCCAAGUAAAAUGAAGAAUGCACAAGAAGAAUUAAGAAGGGUGAUUGGAAACAAAUCAAAGAUUGAGGAGAGUGAUAUUAAUCAGAUGAACUACUUAAAAUGUGUUAUCAAAGAGUCUCUGAGGUUACAUCCUGUAAUUCCUAUGCCUCCACGAGAAACGACAGCAAGUUGUAAGCUCGGUGGCUAUGAUCUUCCUCCCAAAGCAAGAGUGACGAUUAACAUUUGGGCGAUUCAAAGGGAUCCCAAGCACUGGGAGAGCCCGGAAGAGUUCAUCCCUGAAAGACAUGAAAACAGCACAGUUGAUUACAUUAACCAAAGCAACCAUUUCAUACCAUUUGGUGGAGGUAGAAGGGGCUGUCCAGGCAUGUCAUUUGGAACUGCCAAUGUCGAGUGUCUGUUGGCUAACCUCCUUUGUUGGUUCGACUGGAAGAUGCCUGGCGAUGCAAGAGAAGAGGACCUGGACACGAGUGAGGUCAUAAACUUCGUUCUUCGGAAGAAGAUUCCCCUUAAUCUUGUCCCACUAAUGCAUUCUCAUUGAUCUCCUCUCCAAUAACGAACGGCUCCUCUGCUUUGUCAUAAGCUCCUGUAAGGUUUUACAAAUAAAAAGACCAGUCCUUUGUUUCCCCAGUUAGUUGGUAAUGAACUGAAUCUUCUAGUGAAAGUUCAACGACUAUAUAAAUCUUUCUCUCAUUCUUCCAUCAAAUAAAAAUCUUGCUUGCUAAAUAAAAGCUUUA